This is a messenger RNA of Porites lobata, 11132 nucleotides long. The record is from the annotation of a GenBank genome assembly. NCBI's taxonomy places the organism in Eukaryota, Metazoa, Cnidaria, Anthozoa, Scleractinia, Poritidae.
UAGUCUGACGCGAUUUAUUGAGUCUCCCGCGUGUCCCUACGGGAUCAAUCAAUGUCUGAAUUAACUACGUAAAAUAGAACUACCACUGUUUAGAUUAUGUGUUAUUUAUCAUGUCUAUGAGCAGCGAUGAGGUCAACUUUCUAGUUUACAGAUAUCUUCAGGAGUCAGGUAAGCUCACAUAUUAUAUUAUUAACGUGUUAAUAAACCGAAACUUUCUGUUUUAUGAUCAAAGAAAAUGCAAGAUCUCUCGCUUUGAUCUUUCAUUGUUUUGUCUAGGUCAGUAAAAAUUAAAACUAAGCUUAGACUAACACAGUUUUUUCGUUAUACAUAAAAUAUUAAAAACACAUUUGUUAUCAAUCUUAAUUUAUUAAUUUUUUAGUGGUUUUAAGUUUUAUCAGAAGGCCCAACCUCUCUUUAGUAAAUAUACAUAAAAUAAGUCGUGGUAUUAUUUCACCGAUUAUUUCUUUGUUAAGAAAAUGAUGAAUUUUUUAUUUGGCGUUCACACCUUAAAAUCGAGAAAAUUAUACUUGUUUUUAUUCUUGAUUCUGUCAUGUUGCAUUGAUGCCUCACUAACGUAAAAUAUUACAUUGAUAAAGAUCUCAAGGAACAUAAUAAUGCGUUAUCUUUGAGUUCAUAAUCUCAAGAGAUGUGUUGAAAAAUCAUGCCUCAUAACGUGACAGACAGGACGAUGUGAUGUCAUGUUUAGAAUUAAGUUACUGGAUAAUAAUAUUUUGAUAUCUAGAUCAACAGAGACUACAAUAAUAAAGUAAAUUUUUAAUCUAAAAGCUGUGGCUGUUGUAUUUAUCUGGAUGUUACUGAAGUAUUAUUCUUCUACCAACAAAGCAUUUAUCACAGUAUCCACUUACAAAACUUCUAUGGGCCCAAGGAAAUGCUUUUAUUCUUUAAUAACUCACUUGACUGCUUAUACCAGUGGAUAUUUUCUUUGGUCACCAUAUGCGUAACUGGUGCUACUGAAAUUAAACCUUUCACUACUAAAGGCUAAUGACCCCCAACCUCCACCAAUUACCCCUCCACCACCACCCAUGUUUGGUGAAGGAUCAAAGGUGGCUUUGAUGCUUAAUCAAGAAGUUUAAAACAGGGUUUGGAAAAUGUAGCAUUAAUUGAUUCAGUCACAAAAUUAUUUGGAACGACAAACAAGGGAAGAGUAAAUGCCAUUAAAAUAUCAGCAAUACUAUAUCUGGUCUCUAGCUUUUGCUGACUGUUUUGUACCACUUAUUUAUUAGUCUGAAAAUUUGUGGAAAAUUAAUGUAAAAACAAACUCUUCUAUGAAAACACCAUUUCAUGGGCAUAAGGAGCUGCUGGUUCCAGGUUAAUUGUUAUUGGCUCCUGGAGUUGUUCAUAUUUUAAUUGUGUUCACCAAAGGAGAAUAUCAGCAUGAAAAGUAUCAUAAAUUCCUCUGUUUUUUUAUUAUUUAAAUGACAUUACAUGUACAUAAUAAAGGACUAUCAAUGCUCUUAAACUCAUUAUUAUGUCUAUUUUACCACUAGGAUUUCAACAUUCAGCAUUUACCUUUGGAGUAGAAAGUCAUAUUGACCAAUCCAGUAUCAAUGGAUCUGUGGUACCCCCUGGGGCUUUGGUGUCAAUCAUUCAAAAAGGUGUCCAGUAUGUUGAGGCGGAGGUGACACUUGGUGAGGUAAGAUUUUAUUAUUGUUAUCGCUAGAAGUAAUCAGGGAUUAAUAAAUGCAUUUGAACAUUGGUCAUGGGAAUUGAGGUUGGUGCAGGGUGUCUCUUUGAAGAUACUUGGCUCAGAGGCUAAACGCAAUUAUUACCAUUAUUAUUAUUGUUAAAAUUGUUGUUGUUGUAAUGAUAUUACCGUAAUAAGUAGAGCAUUAAUUAAUCCAUAAAUUAGCACAUGUUGUUUUUUGUCUCCAAAACUGACUUUGUUUGGGAGUAAAAGGGCAAAAAAAAGAAAACCAGUAAUGUCUUGUGCACUUGAAUCAGUAAAACAAAUGUGUUUUUUUUUUCUUCUAUUUUAGGAUGGAACAAUACUAGAUGACAACACUGAGCUAGCACUUAUUGACGCUGUCCUCCCAGACAUUGUUGCUACAAGGCAUACAUUAUUACAAAAUAAUAAACCACUUAGAGAGAUUAAACAUGAAUCAAAUCUUGAUGGCAGCCACUACCCUAAUGAUAGUUACAAGGGACAUAGUGAAGUCAUGGACAUUGAUGGGGGAGUUAACGAUUUUGGAAACUACAAAGCAACACUUUUGAAAGGCCAUGAAUCUGAGGUAAUGAUAUACAGUGAAACUCCGCCUUACGGCCACCUCAGUAAUAUGGUCACCUCGUUAUAAGGUCACUUUUUCUGGCCGCCUGGCAGAUACUGCCAUUCAUUUUCUUGUAAAAAAAACCCUCGUUAAUCUGGCCACCCAUUAAUACGGCCAAAUUUUUUUGGCCCAUUGGUGACCAUAUUAACUGGGUUCCACUGUACUUAAUUUGAAACAACAGAUAUUCUAAAUAAAUUUGCCUUGUAUCAUACUGAUUCUUUUGCAUCAUACUUUUUAAUUUGCAUCAUAUUGUUUCAUUUAUUUGAGACCAGGAGUUAACUUUUACCCAGAACUGACAAGUAGUGUAAAGUUGCUAUUAUACAAUGUAAAAAUUCUCACUUUUAGGUCAAUAGUAGCUAUUUUUUACUGAAAAGGGAGAAAAAAAUAAUUGUUGAAUGAUUAAUUCUGCAUUAUAGUUGAACAGUAUGUUUUCGUCAUUCACUUAAAUUUGGGGAUCUUCAAACAGUGGCCAUCUCUGAACGUUAGAGCUUUGAAAAGUGUUCCAUUCCUAGAGGGUAUUCAAGGCUGUGCUCUAAGAAAAAUUGAAGGGAGCCAAAUCCAGGGUGCCCAGCAUAUGAUUUCUAUGAAAAAGCUAAGAUUUUCUAGUCGCCUGAGAACAAAAGUUAGGUGCCAGGAGCCACCGGGCUCUGCUAGAGCAGAGCCUUGGUAUUGUGCUAUACACCUUUGAUGGUAAUUGAGAUACCGGUACUUAUUUAAGUAAGGUAUUUUUUUGUUAAAUACAGCUGCAAUUGAUUUAAUAACGUUUUAUAAAUUCCUUCUUUAUCAGGUAUUUGUGUGUUCUUGGAAUCCUUCUCAAGAUUUAUUAGCUUCUGGGUAGGUGUUGUUUCAUAAAGCUUAAUUUUCACUAUUGUGUCUCAAAGAAAUUUUCUAUUUAAUUUGUUUUUUUGUUGCCUUAUACUCUCUUAAACUUGUUUCCCUUGUUUGUUGAUGACUAAAUAAUUGUCUGUCUGUCAGAAGCUGACACUGUUUUUUAGUUUUUUUGACAUGUAAAGGUAUUUUUGUGUGAAAGACAGUUUUAAAAAUGAUAGUUUUUAUUAAUUAGUUACUGAAAGUUCAUGUGUCUUUGUGUUGUAAGAUCUGGUGAUGGAACUGCUAGAUUGUGGCCAUUUAAUGAUUCAGGAGUUGGGACACCCGUUGUGUUACAGCAUCAGUUCAAAGACAUUGAAAACCAUAAAAAUGCUACCAAGGAUGUAACAUCAUUAGAGUGGAAUGUAAGUGAACAAAAACUACAACUUUUGCCAAAGACCCCAACACUGGCAGAACUACAUGUAUAUGGCGGGUAUUUUUUUUUACUUGGCGCCUUACUUUCCCCUGACUAUAUCAACUUAGUGAUUACUAUUCUGAUCAUAAACCACUACAUGUAAGUGCUUGACCUUGCUCUCAAACGUCUUUAAAAGUUAUUGAAACUUCAGAACAAUCACCAUUCACUUAAACAUUGAUAACUCUUUAGGAACUAGCAGAUUAAUGUUUGUGACCAAACCAUGUAGCACUGUUGUCAGUGUUCUUCUUUCCCGUAAUGAGACUACCCAUUUAGGUGAGAGAAAACUAAUAUAUUUUGUCCUUUGUCCUCUUCUAAUUAGAAUGAUGGAACGCUUUUAGCAACUGGAUUUUAUGAUGGGCAAGCUAGAAUAUGGAGCCCAGAGGGUAAAAUAAUUUUACACUCAAACUUACCUUCAAGUUUCAUAUUUACUCAAGUUUAUAAUAUUCAUAAUAAUAAUAAUACAACUGUAAUAAGAAAUUGUAUUGAAAAAUAAUGAAAAUGAGUCAACAUAACAAUGCAGAAGUUGAUCUGUACUGUUAAAGAUAUUAUUUAAAAGCUAAAAAUCCAAGAAAAAAAUUCCAGUAAAAAAAUCACAAGGUAAAUUUAGGUGCUUCUUUACUCACUUCAUUAUUACUGUGAUGUAACCAUUAUCCAAGCCAUCAUUGCAUACCUCCCUGCUCUGCAGGGUCCGAAAUUAACUUUUUAAUACGGUCGCCUACUGGUGAUCACGUAUAAAUUUUUGGUCGCCAGAGGGCAAAUUGUGGUCGCCAAAAAUUCCCUCUCCCUUUUUUUUCACAUAUUAAAAGUUACAACACGAAUAAAAAAUGCAUGGUAUGGACAUGUUUAUGCUCAAAAAUUGCACUACUCCCGCUCCCGAUACUAGAAAGCAACCAUACGUGUACGAGUGAAGUCUUAUUUUUUUCCACAAAUUACUUUUUGGAGAUGUAAAGCUAUCUGACCUAGAAUGUAGGAACAGAAAGCUGUCUGCCCCUGACUGCACUGAUCAUAUCAAAACUCUAUUCUCUUCCCAUAACUACCACGAAACACAAAACAUAAACACGAGUCAAGCCGCCAUGUUGCUUGUACCAGGCCACAACUGUGCCACAUUACUCUACAUAAUUUACCUACUGUAUUUCAGCUAUGGAAAACAACAUGGCGGCUUGGAAACAUAGAACUCGUAUUGAUCGUAGCUGUUGUGGAGGUAUUACUACAGGAAGAUUCAUUUCACUUUUAAUUAAAAAAUAUCAGCAGGACAAAAAGUAAGACACCUGUUGGCAAAUAGCUUCGAAGUUUCUCCAAACAUUAAAGUCCACAGUAACAACCAGCUUUACAAGUCGCUAGCUGGCGACCGGCUAUGAAAUUCUGGUCGCCAGGACUGAAUUUCUAGUCGCAUUGGCGACCAGGAAAGCGCAAUUUCGGACCCUGCUCUGAUGACUCAAUCAUUUUUUUGUAUUUUUUUUUUUGUUUUUGCAGGGGAGCUUGUCAAAACACUGUGUGAACACAAAGGUCCUAUAUUUUCCAUUAAAUGGAACAAAAAAGGAAAUUAUUUACUUAGCGCUGGCGUAGAUAAGGUACAUGAGUUGGAAGCAACAUCAGUGCAGUUUGAAAACUUUCUUGAGUUAUAACUUUGGAUGUCAGAAUUAACCUUAAAUUUACUUUCUGCUGCUAUUAACAGAGUACUGUUGUCUGGGAUUCCAGUAACUGGGAAGUCAAGCAACAGUUCGGGUUCCACCAGGGUGAGAGAGAGUCUGAAAUCUUCUUUAUUCCAUACAUACAGUCAAUUUCUAUUCCUGCUACGUUAUUUUGAAGGUCAUUACAAAGUAUCAAAGGGAUCUACCACAUUCCCUCACCCCCUACUGUGCCUCUACCCUAAACUAACUACAUAAAGAAAAACGUUUUUAGAAGCUGCAUGAUCUUUCUAUAAAUGCAUCAGAACUUAUACCUAGACUGGAACCUUAUUUUUAGUACACAAAAAUAGACACAAAAAUAGACGUCAUAAUAAAUAUGUUAUAUCUUCUUUAUAGCUCCUACACUGGAUGUAGACUGGCAGAACAACAGUAGUUUUGCAUCAUGUUCAACAGAUAAAAUUAUUCACAUCUGUAGAAUAGGUGUGGAUAAACCUAUCAAGUCUUUUCAAGGACACACUGUAAGUUUACUUUCUGCUCUGAAGAACGCCUUAAUCUCCUGCUCAUUUUAUUUACUUAAACAAGGCAAUAAUACAAUAUCCAUCCCUCCCCUCUCCUUCCCAUCCCCCCCCCACCCCUCCACCCCCAGUUGCACUGUCCCUGAUACUGACGAUGUUAGGGGUGGCAAAUCACAGUUCCUGGUAAAUUUUGAUCUGAUCUCAAAAUCUUGAAAGUAUUUAUCAUAGGUCAGAAACUCUCGUUUUUGUGUUUGGGGUUUUUAACUGCAACCCUGUUCCCCUGAUCGUUUAUCUCUCCGACCCAGUGGGAUGGGAAGAAGGAAGACCCCUGGGAAUGUGUCUUUGUGCUUCAACUAGUCUUGGUGGAGUUUGGAGGUUUUGAGUGUUUCUUGCUCAAUUUCGUUCUUAUUGGUUCAUUACUGUGAGAAUCCAACAGAAACAUUGGUCUGUUGCUGACCUUUUUUGAUGAAACGUUUGCAAUGACUUGGCUCUCUUCUUUUAACUGCAGAGCGAUGUUAAUGCAAUCAAAUGGGAUCCACAAGGGUCGUUAUUAGCAUCUUGUUCAGAUGACCUCUCAGCUAAGGUAGUUUAGUGUAGUUUAGUUUAGUUUAUUUAUUUUCACCACAGAAAAAAAAAAACAAAAGAUGAGAAUACAGAAAAUACACAGAAGCAAUGCCUAAAAGGAAACCAUAAGGCCUGUAGAUAUUGGGCUCCCUCAGAGUAUAAAAGUCAACCCUCCAAGUUGAAGUUUUUGCAUGGCGACCAAUAUUAUUCUUUUGGUUUAGGGAGACUUUUCUGCAAAUCAAGUUGCCAGCUUCACGUUUUAGGCGCCAUGGCGACUAAAAUGGUCGCAACUUGGAGGGCUGAAAAGUAUAAGUUUACAAGACCAGGGUCGAGUUUAUAUGCUGCGUUUCAAUUUUAUCCUUGGUUUAAACUGCAUCCCCCCCCCAACCCCUGUUUUAGAGUAGCACUCGACUGCUGUCUACUUUUACAUCCAAGCUGUCUACUUUAGAACUUAAUUUAUUGUAACAACCAUAUCAUAUGGUUCCACGUUAUAAGUUCUCACAUUUUAAUAACUGUCAUUACCAUAGGUGCUGUCUGCAAAAAAUUUUCUUAACACUUACCUGUGUACUUCUUUCAUAUAUUUAAUUUUUCUAAUCGUAGUCAACAACAGCAAGUCCACUUCAGAAUUAUAAGUUUCUGAACUUUUCCCUUAGAUUUGGAGUAUAAAACAAGAUAGUUGGGUGUUUGAUCUUCAAGGCCAUAAAAAAGGAAUUUAUACAGUAGCGUGGAGCCCUACAGGACCAGCAACAGCUUGUCCAAAUGCUCCUCUUAUUUUAGCUAGGUAGGUUUCAAAACUCUUCAAUUUAAUAAUCAUAUAAUAUGUACAGUCUGUUUUGAUAAACCUUUCAAAACAUCUUUGCUCCCUACACAAAGCCCAACAUUUUGAAAUUUAAAAUUAAUACGUCAUCAUUGUCGUGGUCACCUGGUCUUUGAGGCGCCUCACUUAAGGUAGCCUGUUCUAAUGACUUUCUAAAAGCCUGGAUUGCAGCUUCUUGUGACUUUCGUUUCCCAUUUUUGUGAUUUUUUUGUCACUCAAAAAGUAGAAUUGUGUACCAGUCUAAUUCCAGUCCUUCAGAUAGUAGGUACAGCAUGAAGUGGAGAGAGGCACAGAGAGAGGGGAACAAGAGAACAGACUCUCCAUCUCCCUCAUCUUUUGAGAUUUUUUUUUUGUCUGUUUGUGUUUUUGUGAUUAUUUUUUUGAAACAAUUUAGGUGUAUUCUGGGAAACUGCCCACCUACCCCUCCCUUAUGCCAACAUUUUGCCCUAAGUGUUAAUGUUGGUUUAGGGGAGGAUUAGGUUGACAGUUUCCCAGAAAUCUAAAACUUUUUCUGCCCACCUCUUUCUGCCAUUCCUCUGUAAAUGGGAACAACAGGCUGCAAAAUGUCAUGAAAGCGAUUAAGACUUUUGUGAUAUUUGAUGCCUUAUUUGAAUUGAUUUCCUCUUAUUUUCAGUGCUUCUUAUGAUACCACAGUAAAACUGUGGGAGCUUGAGCGAGGCAGCUGUGUUUUGUCUCUUGCUAAGCAUCAGGAGCCUGUAUAUUCACUGGCGUUUAGUCCUGAUGGGAGAUAUAUCGCGUCAGGGUCCUUUGAUAGAGGAAUAAACAUCUGGUCUACACAGGUAUUUAAACUUGUUUUAAAGUUGAUUAACAUCAGCAGCUUCACCCUGCAAGCAGAGCCCCCUAAGAGUGAUCUGCAUCAAAUUUCUCCAUGUAAUAUCACUGCUUUAUAAAACACAGUGGUCAUGAGAAUUGAGGACAUGAUCACACAAGAUUAAUUUACUUGAUACUUCAACAAAUUCUCCUCACUAUAGGGAUAACAAACGAGAAUAUGAAUUUUGAUAUUAGGGUUGAAAGGGUUAAUCUUGAGGAGGAAAAAAAAGGCUCUGCCUGAAUCGAGUCAAGCCCGCCUGAACUUCGGGACUAGUCAAUCUUGUUUCCUCUCGUCAAACUGGUUUUUCGAGUGCGCGCAUCUGUUUAUAGAUAAACCGCUGGCCAUAACUAAGCCCGCUGUAUCAAGCGCACGCCUACUAGGCUUGGGUUCAUGCAGUAAAUGUUUGAAGGAAAUCCAGAGGAAAUCGAUUUUGGUUCGAGUUAGCUAGGGUUCAAGUUAACGGGAGUCAACUGUAGUUUGGACGGGAAAAUUUCCAUGCGUUUUUGGUAAACACUAGAACGGAGGUUUUAGAAAAAUUAUUUUUGUCCACAGGGCCUUAAUUCCGCGCAAUUUAAGAGAGAAAAAAGUCAACAUUCAAUAUAAGGCGUUCACGAUUCCAGCUCUUCCGUAUGUGAUUCAUCCUCUCUGAUAUUUUGUCUUAAUGUACGCAGACUGGAACCUUAGUUAGUAGUUUCCAUGGUAAUGGGGGAAUAUUUGAGGUUCAGUGGAGUCCAAGAGGCGACAAAGUAGCUGCAUGUUUCUCAGAUAAUACGGUAAGUAACACAACCUACUUGUAGAAACCAUUAAAGGAGCUGUGUAACGAAAUUUACGUAAAAUUUAAACAGUCGUAACUGCCACCAAACCGAGUGAAACGUGAAAAUAACACCAUGACAUCUGGAAACGGUUAGACUUUCUAGUCUUCUCGGAUAAGGCCGAAAAACCAUAGGUCCCGCCUCACAGCACUUACACUUGCCUGCUGUUGUGGGAGGUAAAAGAACCCACACCACUGUUCGAAAAGAAUAGGGGACGUAGACCCCGGUGGUGUGACCAACCUUCACACGUCAUUCACAUCAUGGGUUGGGUGGGUACAGUAAGCUCAUAAAAAAUGGACCGAUAGCGCCCGCCAAUGGCGCCUUUGUGUGCUGACGUCUGAGCUUCAGUACUGUUAACAUGUUAAUAUAUAUUGUAAAGAGUGUACGUCUGUUGUCCUGUCAUCCAUGACUUCUUCCUUCUUUCCUGUAAAAACAUUUCAAAUACAUAAAACAGCAAGUACAAGAGGAGGCAUUUUCCUACUUCUGAUUGGCUUAUUUGAUUUUCUACCCGUACUGUGAUUGGGUAGGCUAGUCACCUUGGUGAUAACUUUUCGCUGUAAGCGGCAGAUUAAUUUGUUCAUGUACAUCAUUUCUCCUUGCAGCUGUGCGUUUUAGAUGUCAGGAACCUUUGACGUUUUUAACACCUCUUUUGCAAGCGGAACAUCUUUCUCAAGCAUCAGACGUCCUUAUCAAACGCCAUUCCAUUACAAUUCACGCGUAAACAUGAACAAAUGUUUCAGAGAUCAUUUGUACGACGGAAGAGGAAUAGUGCGAUUUUUGUUUCACCGGGAAGUGAUUACGCAUAAACAAAGAAAACAGUAACCAAACUGAAAACCAGCAACUUUUUUUAGUCUAAUAGAGGAGGCAAAGGCGUGCGGCCUAAGACAAGUUAACAAGCGGAGGAAAGCGUGUGUUAUUUAGAAGGAUGAGACGCUCUGAUUGCUUUAGCAAGCGGAGGCAUACACGUGUGGCAUUUGAAUGGUUUACAGAACUUAGCCAAACACAGAGUUUGAUGGGCUGCAGUUCUCUACAAAUCACCUUCUUUACCCAUUUCCAGGAGUGCAAUUUUUUAAUUUCCUUUUUUAUUUUUAUUUGAAUUCCUCCUUUUUUACUCUUUUCGUGUACUCUUAUCAUUCGCUUUCUCUCCAUUCUUUUGUAAUAAGGAAUAGAUCCAAAGUGUAUAGUACGAUGAAUUUUAUAACCCUUUACUUGUGAACUCAGUUGCCUUUCCUUGUUGGCAACUGGUUGAAGCCAUUUGUGUGUGUAACGCCGUGCAGCUCUGUUCAACUUAAAAGUGGCAUCGUUCAAAGUGAAAUCACUUUCCCUAGAAAAGUCUACUUUGUAAAAUAUCGAGAUAUACACAGUGCACCGGAAAGUAUUGUAAAAGUUAUUGUAAUAGCUAUCCUUUUUAUGGUCACACUUAAGAUUCAAAUGCUUGAACCAUCUUGUGUGGGAGAAUACUUCUCAGAGGCUUUCAUUUCAAUUGUCACACUCCAGGAUUUCAUCCACAGAUUCAAAGAUUAUUUAGAAGGUCCUUGUCAAUUGACAAAUUUCUUUUGCAGGAUUUUAUAGACUGCUGUAAUGUAAAAGUCAUAAUUUUCAUUGAAAUUGCCCCACUAGCAGAUUCAUCUGUAUAAUCAAACAACUUCAGCUUCACCUUACGUUUUCAAAGAACUAAAGUAUUUUUAAUUCUUCAAAUGGGUGAAAAGAUUUGUUUGAAUAGUUUCUGUUUCCAGACGUAACAUUUUGUGAUUUUCAGCCGGUUCAAAUGCAACACAAGUGUCAAAUUUCAAACUUGCUUGUUUCUCAUAGACAAAUAUCUCUCUCCUAGUGCAUAUAGAGUAUUUAUAUGUCGUUACCACUUAUCUAUUUGUAAAUAACCUCUUAAAUAUGUAGUCUCGCGCCACUUUCAUUUUACUGGAAUGAGAUGCUCUUUGCCACCUUUGAAAUAUUACUCGCGGACAAAGAAAUCUUACUUAAUUCUUUCCUCGGGGAUUAAAACGGGGAGGGGGGGUUCGGGGAGCUCUCUUGGAAGCCGAUGUUUCCCCAUUUUUACCAUAGAUACAUUCCCACUUAAACCCAGAUACCCCCUGAGGCAAACCUCCACCAAUCAAAAUUCCUCGCAUGUUCUUGAAUUAAGGUUCUUGAUCCUCUGGUUUUAGACUUCAUGUUCCUGAAGUUUUUUUGGUCAGAAUGUGUUAUCUAGAGUUUAAAAUGUUAGUUGUAUAAUAUCUUGAAUGCAAUUUUCCUCUCCAUAGCUUGUACUUUUAAAGUAAUGUCAUGUAUUAAAUUUUAAAGUGCGCGGUCAUCAACGAUAUAUGUCAAUUAAAGAAACCCAUUUUCAACCCUGCGAGUCAACUCUUUGGACAGACGAGAGAGAAUUACGUCUAAUUACAG